This is a messenger RNA of Ophidiomyces ophidiicola, 1167 nucleotides long. RefSeq names its product mannosyltransferase. Gene Ontology annotation, molecular function: alpha-1,2-mannosyltransferase activity. The transcript has a single exon. NCBI's taxonomy places the organism in Eukaryota, Fungi, Ascomycota, Eurotiomycetes, Onygenales, Onygenaceae. The coding region runs from base 1 to 1167 and encodes 388 amino acids. Gene Ontology annotation, biological process: mannan biosynthetic process. Gene Ontology annotation, cellular component: Golgi apparatus. The record is from RefSeq and is a predicted model, not a curated record.
AUGCCCCCCGAGGACGUGAAUAGAAUGCAGCAGAUGCACAAUCGCUUUUUGAGCUCUUUAAAGGACCUCCCAGUACGCCCUUUCUACGUUCCUGGCACGCGCGGGCUCGUUUCGACUGCAGGAGGCUCAUUUUUGCCCAUUCUUACUAUCUCCCUCCGCAUGCUUCGACGGUACGGCUCUGCAUUACCGAUGGAAGUAUUUCUUGCGUCCGAAAAAGAGUACGAGCCAUAUAUAUGUGAGCACGUGUUUCCGAAGUUGAACGCUAGGUGCUUAAUUCUAGACAAGAUAUUGAACCAGCUGCCUGGGCCGGUGGAUAUCAAACAAUAUCAGUACAAGCCUUUUGCCAUGCUUUUUUCUUCAUUUGAAGAGAUGCUGUUUUUAGAUGCAGAUGCAUUCCCUUUACGUGAUCCCAAAAAUCUAUUUUCUGCCGAGCCUUUUCGUACUUUUAACAUGGUUACCUGGCCCGACUUUUGGGCUUCGAGCGCUUCUCCUCUAUAUUACACAAUAGCGUCACAGCCUAUUCCUUCAACGACCAUUAGGGCGUCCACUGAAUCCGGCGAAAUUCUUAUUUCGAAGAAAACACACCAGAAAACCCUAUUGCUCUCUAUCUACUAUAAUUUUUAUGGCCCGUCCCAUUAUUAUCCUCUUUUCUCACAAGGUGCUCCUGGAGAAGGAGAUAAGGAAACCUUUAUUGCCGCAGCUACUGCAGCCGGUGAGCUUUUCUACCAAGUUAGUGAGCCAGUGCAAGCGAUUGGACACCGGACUGCCGAUGGUGGGAUCGACGGUUCUGCGAUGGUGCAGUAUGAUCCGGUGGAAGACUAUAGACUAACUAAAAAGGGCGUAUUUCGUGUUUCGAACCCUGCGGCGGCCGCUUCGCCGAAGCCAUUCUUCAUUCACGCCAAUGUGCCAAAGUUUGAUCCCGCUACUAUCUUUGAAAGACAUCCCACCGACCCUAUCAGGGACUCUCAAGGGAAGUAUAUACGCCAGUGGACGAUUCCUGAAGCAAUAAUCAAGGAGCUCGGUGGAGAUGUCGUGAAACAGUUUUGGACUGAGAUUAGAUGGGUAGCUUGUGAGCUCGAAACCAAAUUUGAAAGUUGGAAAAAGAAGAAGGGGGUUUGCGAUGGUGUCAAGCAUUACUGGCAUGCUGUCUUUGACGGAAAACCUUGA